AUGAAAUUAUUUUUUCUUGGCUUAUUUUUGGCAAUAGCCGUGGCUGAUGCUGGAGUUUUGUUGAAUCCUUGUAAACGCGUAGGAUUAUUUGCAUUCGUCGAUAAUUCACCAGCAUUUUAUGCAUGUGAUCUUAACGAGGACGGCACAUUCGAUAUCAAAUACUUCAAUUGUGAAAGUGGAUACGUUUUUGACCGUUACGAUGGAGUUUGUGUGCCAAAAGUUGCGUAUUUUAGUGAAACUGAAGACAGUUCUGAUGGCGAUGAGGAUGUACAAAGUCCGACAGUACCCACUACUGCUACGACAGAUGGAGACCUCAUCAAACCAACUAUACCCACUAGUGCUCCUACUGGUAGUAUUGACAAUCAGACACCCGCAGAGGAAGAGGAUACAACUACAGCUCCGGCAACAACAGAUGCUCCUGCUACUACUGAAGAGCCGACAACAACGGAUGCCCCUGUAACUACUGAAGAGCCGACAACAACCGACGCUCCAGAAACCACUGAAGAGCCGACUACAACUGAUGCCCCUGUAACUACUGAAGAGCCGACAACAACAGAUGCUCCUGUAACUACUGAAGAGCCGGAAACAACUGAUGCCCCUGUAACUACUGAAGAGCCGACAACAACAGAUGCUCCUGUAACUACUGAAGAGCCGACAACAACCGAUGCUCCAGAAACCACUGAAGAGCCGACAACAACUGAUGCCCCUGUAACUACUGAAGAGCCGACAACAACUGAUGCUCCUGUAACUACUGAAGAGCCAGCAACAACCGAUGCUCCAGAAACCACCGAAGUGACCGUAACCACCGAUGAAACCGCAAGCACGGACGAGCCGGAAUCUACUACACUACCGGCAUUUGAUUGCCCCGAUAUCGGCUUCUAUCCACAGAAUGGCUCUUGUGAGAAAUUCGCUUUAUGCGCCGAAGUUAAUGGCGAAAUUGUCUAUUACCUACAAAGUUGCCCCAAAGGUCAGCAAUUUAACUAUAACAAGAAUUAUUGUGAUGACAAUUUCGAUUGCAAUGCAGACGUCACCAGAACUAAAAAGGUCAUCAAAGAGAAACGCUCUUCGGCAUUCAACCUUUUUCAUUUUCUUAAAUUGUUUUAA
Bactrocera tryoni is the source of this 1104-nucleotide messenger RNA. RefSeq names its product cell surface glycoprotein 1. Lineage: Eukaryota; Metazoa; Arthropoda; Insecta; Diptera; Tephritidae. The transcript has 3 exons. The record is from RefSeq and is a predicted model, not a curated record. The coding region runs from base 1 to 1104 and encodes 367 amino acids. Gene Ontology annotation, molecular function: chitin binding. Gene Ontology annotation, cellular component: extracellular region.